Molecule: messenger RNA, 547 nt
Organism: Aethina tumida (small hive beetle)
Lineage: Eukaryota; Metazoa; Arthropoda; Insecta; Coleoptera; Nitidulidae
Product: transcription elongation factor 1 homolog
Exons: 2
Coding region: 77-325 (82 amino acids)
Biological process (GO): transcription elongation by RNA polymerase II
Cellular component (GO): transcription elongation factor complex
Molecular function (GO): RNA polymerase II complex binding
Source: RefSeq, a predicted model, not a curated record
CACCACACUUUGACAGUGAGAAAUAAACAAGACCACCACAACCCCAUCUAAAUUCUUAUAAGAAUCCCUCUAAACAAUGGGUCGCAGGAAAUCCAAAAGGAAACCGGCCCCCAAACGCAAGGCCAUUGAGCCGUUGGACAUACAGUUCAACUGUCCGUUUUGUAAUCACGAGAAAUCGUGCGAUGUUAAAAUGGACAAGGGACGGAACACAGCCCGGAUAACUUGCAGGGUUUGUCUGGAAGAUUUUCAGACAACAAUAAACUUUUUAUCAGAACCUGUUGAUGUGUAUAAUGACUGGAUCGAUGCAUGUGAAUCAGCAAACUAAAAAUUGUUUUCGAUGUGGUGUUGUGUGGUGUUCAAAGACUCUAUUUUAAGUUUUGUACUAAUUGUUUUUAGUAUAUUGAAGUUGAGUUUUAGUAUGAAUGUUUUCAGAGAUUUUCAGUUUGAUUAAUAAAUAAUCAUUGUUAAACACAUUAGUUUAUGUAUGAGUAUUUGUAGGUUUAAAAACUUUUAUAAAGUCCAAAAAUAACAUUCUUAUAUUAAACAA